AUGAGACUAAACGACACUUCUGGCGAUGAUCUGGCGGGUUUACUUUCGAAAUAUGUUCAUUCGUAUGCAGAUUUAGAUGAAUCGUCUUCGUUAGUGUUGCUGAAAUUUGAUGGAACAGAGAACACCUACGAUGAUCAUGUGCAUAACUUAACGAGUAAAUUGCUAGCGCAUUUUUUGAAUAGUGCACGAACAGGUUCUGCACAUCGGCAUGUAGGAAUUUCUCCAAAAGCUUUUCUAUCGAGUGUAUUGCUGGCUUUGAUAGUUUGGAUAUUUCAAUUGUUUGCUUUUACGCUUUUGAGGAGAAAAAUGCCCAGGAUAUAUCACAUUGGAAGAUACCUAGAAGAGCUUUUAAGUGAAAAACCUCUGAAAAGACAACCACCCUAUUUUGAGUGGAUCACAUGCACUUGGAAAAUGCCUUUGAGCCAUUUCAAAGAUUCUGCAGGUUUAGAUGUGUUUUUUUUCCUUCGAUUUCUGAAAGUACUGGCGGUGUUUUUCUUUUCAAUAGCGAUUGUUAACAACCCGAUAUUGAUACCUGUGCAUUGGAGUUCAGGUCCCAACGAAAUGACUGCGCAAACAAUCAAGCCUGAAUUUUUUUCGAAUUUUACUAGGCAAGACGCAAAUUUUACCACAUUUAAAGAUGCACGAGCCUUGCCUCCAAGUCAUGGGUUAGACAAGCUCUCGAUGUCAAACAUAGCUCCUCAGCACUCUAAAAGAUUAAUUCUUCACUUUGUGCUUAGUAUCUUUGUUAUCAUUUGGUUUCACAUUAUGCUUCUUUCCGAGUUGGAAUUCUAUGUCCGGCAGAAAAACGUAACCUGGAGUAAGCGCACUUCCCCGUCCGUUCGAUUCCAUGAAGUUCUUUACGUUGAAAACGUUCCCGCUGCUUGGAUCGAAGAUCACUCCAAUCUAUUUAAUUAUUUCCACGGAAUAGUACCGGAUUGCAUUGACCAUAUAUGUUUCGUUCCGCGAGUCGUUCAAAAGUGUAAACGCUAUGAGGCCAAAGUGCAAAAAAUUCUGAACAAAGUCGAAUCAUUACUUGCAGCAGCCGAGGCUGAGGUGGCUAUAUCAGAGGGCGAUCCCCAAAAGCGCAUAGCAAACUCACGGGACCCUGCCUCACUACCCGAAGCUGCCCCCUUCCAGCACAGAACACCCUCCACGCUGCAUUCUCCGAGAGCGCAGAGAACUACCAGCUUUUCUCGUGAACCCGAAGAUCAAAAGCAGUUGGAGUUUGCCUUGUCGGUACAAAGAUUUGGAAAACGGUGCAGGCACAUCUACCGCAUCAAAAACAUUACAGCGACAACCAAAUCCUUGAAGUUUAGAUGCUUGAGGAAAGAGGUCAAAGUGAACCUCUUCAAAAAUCAUGUCAUCGCGCUGACGUUACUGUGGCCAAUCUUGUACUUGAGCUCGAGAAAGUAUUGCUAUUUGCUCAAUAAGCAAAUCGACACCUUGCUCAAAAAUUAUAGAAAAACCUGUUCGGACUGGGAUCGCCUUGAAAUCACCAAUUGCUUUCGCCCGCAUACUUACGGAACUUUGCGUUCAAAUGAGGACAUCCGUAAUAUCGGAUCCCAACGAAUCCCUCAGAGCUCAAAAACAAUAUACGGAAAAGUCUUCAUUCAAUUCAAGGAAUGCAACACAGCUAACCUUUUCAGCGAAAUACUUCUUCCGGAAAAGGCGCCACGAGUAACUGACAAGAUAUUAGGUAUUAACCCUCAGGACAUUCUGUGGCGCAAUUUAACUUGUUCGAAUUGGUUUUGGGUUUUUUUCCGGGUCUGUAUAUCUAACGCUAUUUCAGUCAUUAUCACUGUUGGAUGGGCUAUACCAAUAGCAUUUGUUGGUCUCGUUUCACAGAUCCAAUACGCUGUAGCGUUGGUACCCCAUCUCAACUGGCUGAACCCAGAAAAUUCCAUUAUAUCUGCAGCGACAUCGAACCUUUUACCAAUUCUGACUUUGAUAUUUUUGACUGAAUUUGCUCCAUGGAUUUUCAGACAGUUGAGUGUUCUCAAGGGCAGGAGAACGGGAGCAGAGAUUGAAAGGGAUAUUGAACAAUGGCUAUUCGUAUUCUUUUUCAUCCACAUUUUCCUCGUCGUGACAAUAUCUUCAGGUGUGCCCAUUAUGAUUGAAAAGAUACUAUACGAUCCUUCUGGUAUUCCAAAGCUUCUUGCAAGCAAUUUGCCCAAGAGCGCCAAUUUUUUCUAUUCCUUCAUUCUCAUCAGAGGCCUGGCAAACUCAGGAGGGAAUCUGCUCAAGAUUAGCGAGUUGAUUUCGGAUGCUGUUUAUUAUCGUUUUAACGACGACACACCCAGAAAGCAGCGUGAAAGGGCUCUUAAGCUCACGGUUUUCAAUACAGCCUCAAGAUUUUCGUUAUUUUCCACAUUAGCAAGUGUUACAAUCGUUUACAGUGUGAUUGCGCCGCUGAUUUUGCCUCUGGCGUGCGCGACGUUUGCUUUGCUUUUUUUUUCGUUCAAAUGCUCCCUUGAAGGCAUGGGAUUCUGUUUAAACGCUUCCGAUACAAUGGGAAUGCUUUAUCCCCAAGCCUUGUUGCAGCUCUAUGCUGGCAUCUACUGCUUAGAAAUUUGCUUGGUAGGCCUAUUUGCUCUAUCUGCCGAAUAUCGUUUAUCCGUUGGAAUGCUUGUCAUGCUACUGUGUACUGCGAUAGCCCACGUCCACAUCCUAACGAUCUAUAACAAAAGGAUACAACACAUGCCAAUCCAGCCAUUCAAAUCCGGCGAGAAAAAUGAAACAGAUAUCUUCAAGACUCCACGGUUUUGGAGAUUAGACUGGACACAAAUGAACUUGGAUAGUACCGUUGAAGGUUUAGUCUAA
Molecule: messenger RNA, 2820 nt
Organism: Lachancea mirantina
Lineage: Eukaryota; Fungi; Ascomycota; Saccharomycetes; Saccharomycetales; Saccharomycetaceae
Source: the annotation of a GenBank genome assembly